Perca fluviatilis (European perch) is the source of this 4322-nucleotide messenger RNA. RefSeq names its product calcium/calmodulin-dependent serine protein kinase a (gene caska). Gene Ontology annotation, biological process: regulation of neurotransmitter secretion; protein phosphorylation. Gene Ontology annotation, cellular component: plasma membrane; basolateral plasma membrane; cell-cell junction. The transcript is spliced from 27 exons. The coding region runs from base 848 to 3664 and encodes 938 amino acids. NCBI's taxonomy places the organism in Eukaryota, Metazoa, Chordata, Actinopteri, Perciformes, Percidae. The record is from RefSeq and is a predicted model, not a curated record. Gene Ontology annotation, molecular function: protein kinase activity; signaling receptor binding; ATP binding.
GUAGGAGGAGGAGCUUGGUUUUCUGGAAGCUCCGUGGAGCUGCACGUCCAGGGCAGGCAGGCAGGCAGGCACACGGGCAGCAGAGUGGAGCCGGAAAAGGCGACAGUUGAGGGGGGGGAAAAAAACCUAAACCAAAGGCUGGAAAAGUGUCGCCGAGCCGGAGGAGAAAGAGACAGAGGAGCGGAGCUGCUGAAUUGUUCCUGGAGAUUUUGAAUCCGCCCGUCAGUAGCCUAACACGCGACAAGGAGGGCUGUCUGUGUGCCUCCCUGGUAAAAACAAGAGAGAGUGAAAGGCUGCUCGGGAAGUGAAGAUCACUGUAACCCACCUGGAGCCUCGCUGUAACCCGAGCCUGAUGCACUAAAGGUCCGCCGGCUCUGUCCUCUUUCUCCGCCUCUGUGAGCACUUUGAAACAUUGUAACCGGAGCAGACACCAGCGGAGGAGUUUACAGUGAUGUUGGGUUGACAGCCACCUAUGGUUUGCUUUUUGACACGGGAGUAGUACGAUAACUGGGAAGCAGUGGGAAAGGCGGAGCCGAACCGGUGGACUCCCAAACUGGAUUAUUGAGCUCGCCCCUGUGCCGAUUCACCCACCGCGACGCAGCGUUAUUUGGGGGGCGGGCGGGCGGGAGGUCGACGAAGGAGCCAACAACUGGAAUUUUAGAACCGUUUCUUUGGAACUCUUUAACGGCUACCCUGCUGCGGACGGCGCGAGCGGGGUUUUUUGUCAGUUCUUUCAGUCUAACGGUCGGCUGCUCGUGGCCUCCGUUCACCUAGUUUAUUUAGGAGCACCAUCAGGUUUGGGACGCAUAUUUUGGGGAUCAUUUCCCCCCCCAGCCGGGGUCGGACUAUGGCGGACGACGACAUUCUCUUUGAAGAUGUGUACGAGCUCUGCGAGGUCAUUGGCAAGGGUCCCUUCAGCGUGGUGAGGAGAUGCAUCAACAGAGAGACGGGGCAGCAGUUCGCUGUCAAAAUCGUGGAUGUGGCCCAGUUCACCUCCAGUCCUGGACUCAGCACGGAGGAUCUGAAGAGGGAGGCCAGCAUCUGCCACAUGCUGAAGCACCCCCACAUCGUGGAGCUGCUGGAGACGUACAGCUCUGACGGGAUGCUCUACAUGGUUUUCGAGUUUAUGGACGGAGCAGACUUGUGUUUUGAGAUCGUGAAGAGGGCAGACGCUGGCUUUGUCUACAGCGAAGCGGUCGCCAGUCACUACAUGAGACAGAUCCUCGAGGCGCUACGCUAUUGCCACGACAACAAUGUCAUCCACCGAGAUGUCAAGCCUCACUGCGUGCUGCUGGCGUCCAAAGAGAACUCGGCUCCGGUGAAGUUGGGCGGCUUCGGAGUCGCCAUCCAGCUCGGAGAGUCGGGACUGGUGGCCGGAGGUACAGCAAACACAACCGUACAUACUCGGAUCAGUCCAAAUCAAAAGCACACUGUCUUUUACAUGAGGGGACUUUAUUUGUGUUUUUGGAACUUUCAUGGGAGGUGGUGGAUGGUGGAGUCAUCUCCUUCUUGCUCGCAGCCUCCUUCUCCAGCACGUCCCAGCGCAUGGGCUCUGCCACUGCGCAACGUUUUUUACAGGGAAAACCCUAUGAAUCCGCGGCAAUGGGCCCAAAUCUCAGAGAGCGCUAAGGAUCUGGUGAGGCGCAUGCUGAUGCUGGACCCCGCUGAGAGGAUCACCGUCUACGAGGCUCUUAACCACCCCUGGCUGAAGGAGAGGGACCGAUACGCGUACAAAAUCCACCUGCCAGAGACCGUGGAACAGCUGAGAAAGUUCAACUCCAGGAGGAAGCUCAAGGGGGCGGUCCUGGCUGCAGUGUCUAGUCACAAGUUUAAUUCCUUCUAUGGAGACCCCCCCGAGGAACUGCAUGACUUCUCCGAAGACCCCACCUCCUCAGGACUGCUAGCAGCAGAACGGGCUGUGUCUCAGGUGUUGGACAGUUUAGAGGAGAUCCACGCUCUGACAGACUGCAGUGAAAAGGAUCUAGAUUUCCUUCACAGUGUUUUCCAGGACCAGCAUUUACACACACUGCUCGACCUCUACGAUAAGAUCAACACCAAGUCGUCUCCACAGAUCAGGAGCCCCCCCAGUGAUGCCGUGCAGAGAGCCAAAGAGGUACUGGAAGAGAUCUCCUGCUACCCAGAAAACCACGAAGCUAAGGAACUCAGACGGAUACUGACCCAGCCUCAUUUCAUGGCAUUGCUGCAGGCCCAUGACGUGGUGGCCCACGAGGUUUACAGCGACGAGGCUCUGCGGGUGACGCCCCCCCCCACCUCGCCCUACCUGAACGGAGAGUCGCCCGAGAGCGCCAACGGAGACAUGGACCUGGAGAACGUCACCAGGGUGCGCCUGGUCCAGUUCCAGAAGAACACCGAUGAGCCAAUGGGCAUCACGCUGAAGAUGAACGAGUCAAACCACUGCAUCGUAGCGAGGAUAAUGCACGGCGGGAUGAUCCACAGACAAGGAACGUUGCACGUAGGAGACGAGAUCAGGGAGAUCAACAGCAUCAGCGUGGCCAACCAGACUGUUGAGCAGCUGCAGAAGAUGCUGAGGGAGAUGCGAGGCAGCAUCACCUUCAAAAUAGUGCCAAGUUACCGGACGCAGGGCUCCUCGUGUGAGAAAGAGUCCCCCAACACCUCCACCAGGCAGUCUCCUGCCAACGGCCACUCCAGCAUUAACAGUUCUAUCUUGGACCUGCCGUCCACCAUUCAGCCCAAGGGUCGCCAGAUCUACGUGAGGGCUCAGUUCGAAUACGACCCCUCCAAAGACGAACUCAUCCCCUGCAAGGAGGCCGGCAUUCGCUUCCAGGUGGGCGACAUCAUCCAGAUCAUCUCCAAGGACGACCACAACUGGUGGCAGGGCAAACUGGAGAACACCAAGAAUGGCACAGCGGGUCUCAUCCCGUCGCCAGAGCUGCAGGAGUGGCGAGUGGCGUGUAUAGCCAUGGAGAAGACCAAGCAGGAGCAGCAGGCCAGCUGCACCUGGUUUGGCAAGAAGAAGAAGCAGUACAAAGACAAGUAUUUGGCAAAGCACAACGCAGUGUUCGACCAACUAGACCUCGUCACGUAUGAAGAGGUUGUGAAGCUUCCUGCUUUCAAGAGGAAAACGCUAGUUUUGUUAGGUGCCCAUGGAGUGGGCAGAAGACACAUCAAGAACACACUCAUCACCAAACACCCCGACAGAUUUGCCUACCCCAUCCCACACACAACCAGACCUCCGAAGAAGGACGAGGAGAACGGGAAGAACUACUACUUUGUGUCCCACGACCAGAUGAUGCAGGACAUCAGCAACAACGAGUACCUGGAGUACGGCAGCCACGAGGACGCCAUGUACGGCACGCGGCUGGAGACCAUCCGCAAGAUCCACCAGCAGGGACACAUCGCUAUCCUGGACGUGGAACCUCAGGCCCUGAAGGUCCUGCGGACAGCAGAGUUUGCGCCGUACGUCGUCUUUAUUGCCGCACCAACUAUCACGCCGGGCAUCAACGAGGACGAGUCUCUCCAGCGGCUGCAGAAGGAGUCUGAGAUCCUGCAGACGACCUACGCCCACUACUUCGACCAGACCAUCAUCAACAACGAGAUCGACGAGACCAUCAGGCACCUGGAGGAGGCCAUCGAUCUGGUGUGCUCCACCAGCCAGUGGGUCCCCGUGUCCUGGGUGUACUGACCGACACCUCGGACAAACUCCCCAAAACACACACAAAUGAACUAUUAACUGAAAACCCAUGGGACACCCCUCUCUCUCUCUCUCUCUCUCUCUCUCUCUCUCUCUCUCUCUCUCUCUCUUUCUUUCUUUCACACGCGUUUCUGUGAAAGCGGCCACAAAGCAUUCAACAGAAAUCCUCCCCCCCCCGAAACGACGCACACACACAACCUGCGGCGGACAAAACUACCGGACCCUGACAGACGACCUAGUCAUAGUGAUGUAUAAAAAAAAACAAAAAACAGAGUUUAAACAAAAAGUGCAUAUUGUCAUGUCUGUACUAGCUAGGAGGCAACAUUUUUGUAGAUGUUUGUUUUAAAGAGACAGUACUGCGUCCCGUCCUCCCAUCACAUUGUGGCUCUGUCGGGUGUUGUCGUACUAAAAACCAUCCGUAGAAAAGAUGCUGUCAGGGUUUUCUGUCUCUCGGUGGACGGACUUCAAAAGCACACACACAAACCGCAAUGUCUUCUCGUCUAGAGAUCGUCAUUAUAUAUUCUUUCUUGUUCCUUUCUUAAAGUGUAACUAAUGUUUUUUUUUUCAACCCGGACUCUAUUUUCCUAUGUCUUUGUGUCUAAGUGACUGAUGGGAACAACAAUCUUUGAAAUUGGUCCAUUAUUAAGCG